AUGUCGACGCCAACUUUCAAGAACUGCCGACGCCUGAUGGUUUGGAUGGCCAUCAAAUUCGGAGGGCGACCGGUCUGGCGUUCAACGGCGAAGACGAUAAAUAGCAAGGUUUUCAUCGAUAUCGUAAAGGAUGCCUUCGGUUACAACGGCGUUUAUCGACGUCGAAUGGACACCGUAGCGUUGCAGGAUAAUGCUCCCACCCACCACUCAAAGGAGGUAUGCUGUCACUUCAGCUUACGACUAAAAUCUACUAUUUUAGACCACAGCCAACCUCUCUGCCUGCGGCCUUCAAAGCAUUUUCAUUCCCACUAACAGCCCGGAUCUAAAUCACAUCGAAAAUCUUUUUGCACUAAUCAAAAGAAAUUGGAAAAAGGCACGGAAACAUCUUUCUACGGAACAAAAUUUGAAAUUUCUGCUUAAUACUUACACAGACCAAACCACUAUAGACGACUUGGUAGUCUCUAUGUCCUCCCGCCUUACAGCAACUUUAAAAGCCAAAGGACAAUCAACAAAGUACUGACACGUUGUAUUUGUUACUGUUUUUCAUUUUUCUGUCGUUCUGUGAAAUUUCCCUUCUUUCCUGACAGUUAUAUUAGACCCUGAAUUGUUGGCCUGUCAUACAGUCGACUUUUUGAUUUGGUGGUUUUUUCCUAAAAUAAGUUAUUCCUGAGUCAAUAACUAAUACUUCAUAAACCAAACUAUGCCGUAUUUUGAAGCUCAGUAGUAUAUUUAAUGCAGUAUAACUUUCGUGGAUGCGGGGUGGCAGUAUCGGGCGCUACAGCGAUCUAAGUUCCCAGUUCACGACAUUUCAUCAGAUAGGUCACGAACUGUAAGUACAUUAGGUGGGCUACCUCAUGAAAUGUCAACCGAAAUUCCGAAGUGCGUUUUCGUUUCGAAAAGAUUAGUUAAAUAGGGUUGUAAAACCAAUCACUCUGAAGUAUAAUUCUAUAAUAAUUCAGAUACCUCAGGGUGCUGGCUUUCGAAUGAACUUCCUUCCGACUGCAAACAAAAACUACACUCUGUAAAGAAUGACUACUUGAGUAGCAUGCAUUUUUCUCAUUGAUUUUCGAUGCCCCUAAAAGUUCAGUUAUAUUUCGUGGAAAGCAUGCAUAAAAAUAUUCAUUCUUCCGCUCAUUCGGUAGAAAAUUACGUCUUCUUCCAAUGUUAUACUCGAAGGAGUGAUGUGGUUCUGUUUUAGAAAAGUUUCUAAUUGUGAGUCUUUUAAAUACCGUGAAAUGGCCGUUCAUAAAACGUCUUGUAUCUGCAUUUACCAAUAUGGAUCAAAUCCAAUGCAAAAUUUUAAUGAACUCCAUAUGGUCUCCUCUCAAUACAGUAGAGAAAUGUGUGGUUUUUCGUACGCGGAAAAUACAUGGCUUAUAGUUUGGAAACCCUGAAUGUAAGUGUGACGGCAGAGCGGGUUCAAAAUUAUUCGGGAAUUAGAAAAGUUUUUGAAAACCGAAUAAUACCCUUCCUUCGAGUAUAAAAUUGGAAGAGGACGUAAUUUUCUACCGAAUGAGCGGAAGAAUGAAUAUUUUUAUGCAUGCUUUCCACGAAAUAUAACUGAACUUUUAGGGGCAUCGAAAAUCAAUGAGAAAAAUGCAUGCUACUCAAGUAGUCAUUCUUUACAGAGUGUAGUUUUUGUUUGCAGUCGGAAGGAAGUUCAUUCGAAAGCCAGCACCCUGAGGUAUCUGAAUUAUUAUAGAAUUAUACUUCAGAGUGAUUGGUUUUACAACCCUAUUUAACUAAUCUUUUCGAAACGAAAACGCACUUCGGAAUUUCGGUUGACAUUUCAUGAGUUAGCCCAGCCACUGCAUGUCAUUUUCUAAACUUCUUUUAGCCACUUCCAGCAUACGUUUCGUAAGUGCUCCAGCGAAGGAAGUUAUUCUCGUUUGUGCGAAAUGGAAAGGAAAAAAUACGAAGGACGUUUGGAUGCCGAUAUAAAAAUGUGCCACGAAAAAUUCUGACAUAAACUUCCAGAUAUUACUGAAAUGUGAUUGAGAUUAAGUCUAGACAGACUACAUCUAGCUACUUCCGUAAGCAAAAGUAGUCGCCGCAGUCUCCCUUAUCUCUACCGUCAAUGCUUCUGAAUACCCUCAACUGGCGGGUACAGCCACGCGUCUGCAGUGAAUCGGUAGUCGUGUCUGAUAACAACGCGUUUUUGUUUGGUGUAUUAUUGCAUGUUCAUGGUGUAUGGAGUGUCUAGUUUUGAUCAAACCGUGCAGGUGUGGCAGGUCGCGUCAUUUGUCUCCUGCAGGCGGUAGCUGCAUCUCACGGUUCUCAACUGGCACCCAGCUGUCAUCUGUGGCUCGCCAAAGCUGGCCUCAGCCCAGCGGUCACACCCCAGUGAACGCCUCGACCGGCGGGCUAGACCUUCUGAGGGUAUGCGGUGUUGUGUGUCCCCACACCUGGUAAUUCUGCUCUACCUUCUGUCCCUUAUCGUCUCCUCCACUUCAUAAAGCCCUAUGGAGAGGGAAACAUGCAAUCACGUAAGCAACCCAGGUUAAAACAGGUCGCCCUUCACUACACAAAGUCGUGAACCGUAGCGGAAUUCGCUAGCCAUUUGGGAUGUAUAAGCGGCCCUAGUCAGGGAUAGUAUUGCCUACCCUCUCGCGGAGUAAGGAGCUAGAAAAGGCGCCCUAAACAAAUGCUGGGAAAUCACGCCAUCUGCAAAGUGACUGUGGCUCGUAGAUGCAAAACUUGAGUUUGAAAUACAGCAAUAAACACCAACAACCCUUCUUCCCCUCUCUUCAUUUCCCUCGGGUGCUGGGGUGAGUCUGCUCACUCUGGCAGCUUUCAAUAUCCUUUCCCUUUUAGACAGUCUGGGGAACAACCGACCAGAACGGAAGACAGCGCCAUUCGCUCGAGAACUGGCGCGCCGUGAGGUGGACAUUGCUGCUCUCUGCGAAAGCCGCUUCUAAAAAAGACCAACUGGAGGAGGUGCGUGCCGGCUACAUCUUCUUCUGGAACGGCCGCCUGAAGACAGAGCUACGAGAUGUGGGCGUCACCUUUACCGCAGGAUACCAAAGCCCGCCUUAUGAGCCUGCGCGUGCCUCUUUGGAGAGCUAA
This is a messenger RNA of Spirometra erinaceieuropaei, 3066 nucleotides long. The record is from the annotation of a GenBank genome assembly. NCBI's taxonomy places the organism in Eukaryota, Metazoa, Platyhelminthes, Cestoda, Diphyllobothriidea, Diphyllobothriidae.